Messenger RNA from Arabidopsis arenosa, 1247 nucleotides. NCBI's taxonomy places the organism in Eukaryota, Viridiplantae, Streptophyta, Magnoliopsida, Brassicales, Brassicaceae. The record is from the annotation of a GenBank genome assembly.
UCAGAGCUAGUACUCGGAGAAUGAAGGCACAGUUACUCCUACGACAUCGAACGUAUUGCUCAAGCAUCCCUCCCACUGCAAAUGCUAAAAUCACUCAUAUCUCUCGUAUCGGACAGAUUCAUGAAGCUCGGAAACUUUUUGAUUCAUGUGACUCGAAAUCAGUGUCUUCCUGGAAUUCAAUGGUUGCUGGGUACUUUGUGAAUCGCAUGCCCCGAGAUGCACAGCUACUGUUCGAUGAAAUGCCUGAGAGAAACAUUAUCUCUUGGAAUGGGUUGAAACAGGGAGUUAGACCGACUUUUCCAACAUUGAUCAGCGUUCUUUCGGUCUGCGCCAGCUUAGCAAGCCUCCACCAUGGUAAACAGGUCCAUGCUCAGUUGGGCAUUAUCAUGUGGAAUUCAAUCGUAUCUGGUUAUACCUCACACGGUCUAGGAGAGGAAGCUCUAAAUAUUUUCUAUGAGAUGCCUUUAUCUGGUAGUACUAAGCCUAACGAAGUCACUUUCAUUGCAACUCUCUCAGCAUGUAGCUAUGCUGGGAUGGUUGAGGAAGGGCUUAAGCUCUUUGAAUCUAUGGAAUCAGUUUUUGGGGUUAAGCCAAUCACCGCGCAUUAUGCUUGCAUGGUAGAUAUGCUUGGGCGUGCAGGGCAGUUAGAUGAGGCAAUGGAAAUGAUUGAUAGUAUGACUGUUGAACCAGAUGCUGCAGUUUGGGGUUCUCUAUUGGGAGCGUGCAGAACUCACUCGCAGCUGGAUUUGGCAGAAUUUUGUGCAAAGAAACUCAUAGAGAUUGAACGGGAGAAUUCUGGGACUUAUAUCUUGCUCUCCAACAUUUAUGCAUCUCAAGGUAGGUGGGCUGAUGUUGCGGAACUGAGAAAACUUAUGACGACUAGUUAUGCAUUGCACGAUGUAGACGAGGAAGAGAAAGUCAAUAGCCUGAACUAUCAUAGCGAGAGACUCGCGGUAGCUUAUGCUCUCUUAAAGCUACCUGAAGGAGUACCCAUCCGAGUCAUGAAGAACCUUAGAGUUUGUAGGGAUUGCCACACAGCGAUAAAAUAAUCUCUAAGAAACUGAAGAGCUCUUUGUCUUUCGUAUACUACAGAGAAAGAUUCAAGUCUAAACAAAUGUUAGUCUCAGAUCCGUCUUGCUUUUCCUUAGAGCCAUCAUACUCGUUUGAUGCUGAAGAGCUCUCAUUAGCUGCUUUUUCAAUGUUGUUGGUCUCUGCUUUAUUCAUGAAAAUGAAAUCUUCUGGUUGAA